Molecule: messenger RNA, 363 nt
Organism: Prunus armeniaca (apricot)
Lineage: Eukaryota; Viridiplantae; Streptophyta; Magnoliopsida; Rosales; Rosaceae
Source: the annotation of a GenBank genome assembly
AUGUGGAAGGGCUUGGGCUUCUUCUGGUGUCAACAACAGAGGUGGGCUCAGUGUUGCCCACAUAGCAAUUCUCCUUGUUGCUGUUUUGAUUCCACUUUUGCUGCUGCUGCUGCUGAUUGUGGUGGUGGUGGAGAUGUUGAUUUUGCGGGGGCUGUGGCUCUGAAAUUGAAGAAGAGAAAUCUAACACCCCCUUCCCUUGAAACUGCUCAAAGGAUAAGGGCAUGGCCUUCAUCUAACAAAAUAAACACUGACCCAAAUACACACAAACCCAAGAACCCAGCAACCUCCAGUUUUUUCAUGACCAACAGAGAGAGAGAGAGAGAGAGAGAGAGAGAGAGAGCUGGUGGUGGUGUCAUGGGGUAG